AUGACGCAGCCGAAAGAGAGCAAACGCGGCCCCGCGGCAACGUGGAUCGCAUGUGGUUCCUCGCUCAAUGUGCUCUCGCACCUCGACAGCAUUGCCGCCGCCGACUUGAACGGCGAGGGCUACACGCCGAAGCAGUCCCAGGACAAGGCUCUCACGGCGUUUGCGCAGCUGGCUGUUCUGCGCCUGAAUGUCAAGAGGGCCAUGGUCUCGCUGAUCGACACCUCUACACAGACUAUUCUGGCCGAGGCCACCCGCAACACCUUUCUCGGAGAGGCGCACCUGAAGAACACGAGGGGCGGCGCCAGCGGUGACCUGUGGUCUAACGAUGAGGCCCGCCUGCCAGUGGGAACCACCGUCUUAUCCCGCCCCAACGCAGUCUGUGAGCACUGCUUGACGAAUACCUACACUGCUCAUGACGAGGACGGCUCAACCCACACGGCUCCCGCCCUCGUGGUUCCCGAUUGCCGGCUCGACCCGCGCUUCCAAGCACGGUCCUAUGUACAGUCUGAGCCAGGCGUACGCUUCUACGCCGGCGUGCCAAUCAUAUCACCCAGUGGUCACAAGAUAGGCGCAUACGCUGUGUCAGAUGGCGAGCCCCGACAUGGCCUGACAGUUGAUGAGCUCCAAUUCAUGCAGGGUGUCGCCCAGGCCGUCAUGCAACAUUUGGAAUGGGCACGCGACAGAGUUGAUCGGUUCAAAGGCGCGCGUAUCGUCAGGGGUUUGGCAUCGUUCAUCGAGGGCAACUCUACGUUGAACGAUCCCUCUGCGGACGACGAGCCACCCACAGCUAACGGAACCCCUCUGCCCGCCACAGCACCCCCCAGCAGCCGUUCUGUGACGCCCACAAUGAAGCGCUCGCCAUCGCAAACGAGCACUCAUAGUCGUUUGUCCCACUGUGGAUCCCCGAGGUUGUCCGAAGCCUCUAGGUCUUCUUCGCCUUCGACGCUCACAGCUCAGAGACGGUCUGAUAUGCCAAAACCUGACAGUCUGGCCCGUUUAUUCGACAGGGCAGCUACAAUUCUGCGCCAGUCCGCCCUCGCCGACGGUGUCGUCUUCUUCGGUGCAACUGCUGCCAACACCAGGCAAUUCAGGCCACCACACGACGAUUCCCAGGCCGCCGUAGACACAUCCUCUGGACACGAAGGGUUCGGGCUUGACAGCUCAGACUCUGAUGCUUCGCCGUCAGGCAGACCUUGCAAGCUACUUGGAUAUUCACUUGCAGAUGAACAGGCGCGCGCGGAUAUAGAACAAGAUAAACCCUUGACCAUCGGCACAUUGGAGAGAUAUCACGCAUUGUUCCCCAGAGGCAAGUCGUUUUCUUUCACAGAGGAAGGCUCCGGGAUCUCAUCUGAGGACGAGAGUGCCAGCGAUAGAGAUACCCAGCUCAAUGCAAACAAUAAUCCGACGAAUGGCACCAACGAGCCGCACGGAGCUGGUGGACGUCGGAGAUCGCGGAUGGAUCACAAGGAGUUGCUCAAGAAAAUACCGGGCGCCAAGGCGGUGGCAUUCCUGCCACUCUACGAUUACGGAGAGGAUAGGUUGGCAGGCGGUUGUUUCAUAUGGACAUCAGUCACCGGCCGUCUGAUGACACUGGACGAGGAUCUCUCUUAUCUUAAAGCUUUCGGUAACAGCAUCAUGAGUGAAGUAGGGCGCAUAAACACACAGAAGAACGAAGCUGCCAAGACCACUUUCAUUGCCAGCAUGAGCCACGAGUUGCGCAGCCCCCUUCAUGGCAUCCUCGGAGCGGCAGAGUUCCUAGUUGAUACUGCGACCAGCUCCUAUCAAUCGGGGCUGAUAAGCUCAAUAUCUACAUGCGGUAAGACUCUGCUCGACACUCUCAACCACGUACUUGAUUAUAGCAAGAUCAACAAGCUUGGCCGUCCGCACAUGAGGCGAAAUGCUAGGCGGCCGCAGAAUCUUCUCAACCUCGCGUCGGAUCCGUCCCUGGAGAGUCUCAACCUGACGGCUGUGGUCGACCUCAGUAUCCUAGUGGAGGAGGUUGUCGAUGCUGUCACGGCCGGCCAUACUUUUAAGAUGAUACCUGGCACCGUGUUCUCCAAGCAAUCAAAGUCCAACACUAGCGCGUCGCUGAAUUCCAUGUCUGCUGGGGCCUUCCGACGAGUACCAGAGGUUCAGCACCCUGUCUCUGUGUUACUCGACAUCAACCCUGAGGCGUCCUGGAUGGUCAAGACUCAGCCUGGUGCCAUUCGGAGAAUUGUGAUGAAUUUGCUAGGCAAUUCUCUCAAAUACACAUCAGCCGGAUAUGUCCUGGUGUCAGUGCGCGCCCAGGGAAGUGCGGAUGGAUCUAAGAUUGAAGCCGUCAUCCGCGUCGUGGAUAGCGGGAAAGGAAUGUCUGAAGACUUCCAGCGAGAUCGAUUAUUCGUUCCCUUUAGUCAAGAGGAUUCCUUCCAACCUGGUACCGGUUUAGGCUUGAGCAUCGUGAAACAAAUUGUGGACUCUCUCGGUGGGAAGAUUGAGUUCAAAUCGCAGCAGCACAAGGGCACCGAGGUUGAUGUGCGCUUGAGUCUUCCACGAGUGAUUGACUCUGCAGUCCACCAGCCUGAUGAGGAGAUGUAUGCCAUCAAAAACCAGACCAAGGGUUUAAAACUCGUCAUACUCGAUGCGCAUGAGCCUUCGCAGCCAAAGCCCAUCAGACACCAGGUGCGUGGCUUGAAUGAGACCAUUCGCGACACUUGUACGAAUUGGUUCCGGAUGAAGGUUGCGGUCGAAGAACCGGAAGACGCAUCGCAACCAGAUCUCUACCUGUACUGCGAGCCACCCUCUUUGGAAAUGUUACAGAAACGCUUCAGAGGGAGAGAUCGAAGCUCGCCUAGGAAGAGAAAAAUACCUAUCGUCAUCGUUAGUUUAAACGCCAAAGAGGCGAUCCAGAUAUCACAGAAUCAGAGCCGGGCUCUGAUGGAUUUGGGUGAGAUUGUGGAAGUAAUACCACAACCAUGCGGCCCGAGAAAGUUAGCCAAGGUGUUUAACCACUGCCUGAAAAGGGCGGAAGAAGCAACCAACGGUGAUCUCGAUGACGCGGGCACAUUGAAGAGUGACGAGACGCUGCAACAGACUCUGGGAGACAAGAGCACUGGGACAUCAGGGGCCGCAUGGGAAACGAGGUUGGACAACAUUGCAAACGAGCAGGCAAAGCCAGCACUACAGAACGGGACUGCUGAAGGGAAUGCUGCGCAAGCCCCACCUACGCCUCCUGAAACAGAAACCCUCGUUAUCCGAACGGACACCAUGCAGAAAUGUCUCAGCCAGCCGAAGAAAGAUGUCCCGAGCAGUAAGCUUCAUGUCCUAUUAGUUGACGACAACAAAAUCAAUCUUCAGCUUCUUGUGAUGUUUGUGAAGAAACAGGGCUUCACCUUCGAAGAAGCCGAAAACGGGCAGGAGGCUCUCGACAAGUACAAGGCGGCAGGCAGUGGCCGAAGAUUCGACUUGGUUCUGAUGGAUAUCAGCAUGCCCAUAAUGGACGGUCUUGAGGCCACUAGACGGAUCCGAGAUUUCGAAUCCGAGAACGAAUUGCAGCGGGCCAAUAUUGUUGCCCUGACAGGUCUGGCGAGCAGUGAUACCCAGCGCGAUGCUAAAACCGCCGGCGUCGAUGUUUUUCUGGCCAAGCCUGUGCGGUUUGCCUCGCUCAAGAAGCUGCUCGAUGUUGAAUGA
This is a messenger RNA of Neoarthrinium moseri, 3669 nucleotides long. RefSeq lists its product as uncharacterized. The coding region runs from base 1 to 3669 and encodes 1222 amino acids. Gene Ontology annotation, molecular function: protein binding; phosphorelay sensor kinase activity. The record is from RefSeq and is a predicted model, not a curated record. The transcript has 5 exons. Gene Ontology annotation, biological process: phosphorylation; phosphorelay signal transduction system. NCBI's taxonomy places the organism in Eukaryota, Fungi, Ascomycota, Sordariomycetes, Amphisphaeriales, Apiosporaceae.